Messenger RNA from Sparassis crispa, 1407 nucleotides. RefSeq lists its product as hypothetical. The coding region runs from base 1 to 1407 and encodes 468 amino acids. The transcript is spliced from 10 exons. NCBI's taxonomy places the organism in Eukaryota, Fungi, Basidiomycota, Agaricomycetes, Polyporales, Sparassidaceae. The record is from RefSeq and is a predicted model, not a curated record.
AUGUCUGGGAGGUCUGCACCCAAGUCUAUCUCAAAAGCUAAGACUUCCAAAGUAACUUCGCAAAAGACUGGUGGAAAAGCUACUAAAGCUGCACUAAGCGAGGAUGUUUCUACAGAAGAUACUGGUCUCUCGCCUGCUGAUCUGAAGCUACUAAAGGCCCUUCAGGCCAAAAGCAAGCAUGCGAUUACUGUUUACAACGAGCAGCAGGAUCAAGUAAUCCGCAAGCAUAAUGCAGAUAUGGUGAUUGCAGAGGAAGAGGGGGAGGAAGCUGAAGAAAGCCCGGAUGAGAAUCACACAGGGUCCAAGAGGAAGAAGCUUACACAUGACGAGGAGAAGCUUAAUGACCUUCUUGGAGAUCCAUCUUCAAACUUGGCAGAUUUUUCAGAUGACGAUGAGAAUGAGACUCACUAUACUGGUGUCUCUCCUGCAGGGGAUUAUGAUAAGGAGGAUGGCAGCAUUCAAGACAUGUUGUUAAAGCCAGGUAUAGUGCUUGCUGGUAAUGAGGCUAGCAACGGGAUUGCGAUUGAGAAAAGUGAGGAAAGCAAGGAAAUUCGCAAGUCCAUAAGACACAAAAAAGCAUCUGGACAGACUAUCUCAACCACGUCUUCUGCUUCAAGUGUCUCCAGCUGUAACAAGAAGGUUGUUAUGGGGGAAUUUAGUCCUAUUAGUCUCAAGCUUGCCGCAGCAGGAAAAUGCGCCACUAGAGAGCGCAUCUCUUUAAUGGAUGCCUUUCCCACUAAUACCGAUGAUUUUUUGUGGGAGGCCCUGCAGAAUUCAGGUGCAGCCAAGGCGUCCUUGGAAGAUGUCUUAGAUCGAGCUAUAAUUGACAUUGAGUUGCAGGAACGCUUGCUGAAGUUGGAUGGUCUCUCUGGUCAUUUUGGUCUUCCUGACAAGCUGGUCGAAUCUGAAAUUAAGGACACUGUGCAAUGGCUCCUACUCAAAGCAAACUUUAUGUAUGGUGAAGUGGAUGCAAAUGACUGUACCGUCAAUCGUCAAGAGCCUUUCAGUCAUCCUCUUAUCACAGAAAUCAUCUGUGCGCAAUGGUUUACAGGUAAGGGCAAGGCUGAUAUUAUGACGUACAACAUGAUGGUGGCUGCAAAGAGGAUUCCAGGUCCUCUUCUCGUUCUUGUAAUCACCACAAUUGAAAAUGCUCUCAAGGAGUGGGCGAGUGGUGAAUAUUGUCCACUGCCAUUUAGCGAUGAAACUGCGAAGGCUAGAUAUAUUCACUUCACUGCUCUGUGGGAUCGUCUUGCUGAGAAGUCACCGACAUGGAUGGAGAAUUUUGAGAAAAAUCUGUUCAAACAGAUUACCAAGUCUGUAAAUCGAAGUCAUCUGUACGUAUCAGAUGAAGCUGCUGAUAUAGAUGAUUUGGACUUCGAUGCUCUUGAACGCUCAGCAAAGAACUAA